Molecule: messenger RNA, 2235 nt
Organism: Salarias fasciatus (jewelled blenny)
Lineage: Eukaryota; Metazoa; Chordata; Actinopteri; Blenniiformes; Blenniidae
Gene: nt5c2l1
Product: 5'-nucleotidase, cytosolic II, like 1
Exons: 17
Coding region: 278-1765 (495 amino acids)
Molecular function (GO): 5'-nucleotidase activity
Source: RefSeq, a predicted model, not a curated record
GUGCGGCCGCAGCACGCGCGUGUGCGCCGCUGAUAACACAAUCUGUACGUCAGACGCGCCGCUUCUGCACGAGCUGUUUAAGGACACGUCACGAGGAGGAGCUCCUGCUUGCGCACGAAAAUAAAACAAACAAAACAAAAACAAAAAAAAAAAAAAAACAGCGAAGGGCCACACCCACGAAUUGUGCGUGAAUUCGCCCUUUUAAAGUUUUGCCAAUGACUGUUGGCUCAGCGGUGAAUGAGGAGCUCGAGACCGCAGCUGGACGGCGGCAGCAGCGAUGGCGUCCGGGGCCGGCAUCUUCUCCGAGGAGCCCACAGACAAGAGAGACAUUGACCAGAAGGUGUUUGUAACCAGGAGUGUGGCAAUGGAGAACAUCAAGUGCUAUGGCUUUGACAUGGACUACACACUCGCACUGUAUAAGUCUCCUGAUUACGAGAGCCUGGGCUUUGAGCUGAUGAGAGACAGGAUGGUGUCUGUUGGAUACCCUCAUGAGGUUCUCCGCUACACAUAUGACCCCAGCUUCGCCACUCGUGGAUUAGUACUUGACACCACAUAUGGAAACCUCCUGAAAGUGGAUUCCAACGGGAACAUUCUGGUCUGCAGUCACGGCUUCCGCUUCCUCAAAGGGCAACAAAUUCAGAACUACUACCCCAACAAGUUCAUCCAGAGAGGAGACACAGAUCGCUUCUACAUCCUCAACACUCUUUUCAAUCUAUCAGAGACUUAUCUCUACGCCUGCCUGGUGGACUUCUUCACUCGAUGCAGCCGAUACAUAAAGUUGCACAAAGGUUACCAGCACGGCGACCUCUUCAUGUCCUUCAGAAGCAUGUUCCAGGAUGUUCGCGACGCAAUGGACUUCAUUCAUGACAUGGGGAUCCUGAAAGAUCGAACCAUCAAAAAUUUGGAUAAAUACGUCAUCAAAGAUCCAGAUCUUCUUGUACUCUUGAACCGGGUUAGAGAGGUGGCAAAAGUCUUUCUUGCCACAAACAGUGACUUCAACUACACUGAGGCCAUCAUGAAAUACCUGCUUGAAAGUAACAUCAAGCCUGGCAGCCCGAAAGUGCCCUGGCGCUCCUUCUUCGACCUCAUCGUUGUGGACACCAGAAAGCCGCUCUUCUUUGCAGAAGGAACUGUACUGAGACAAGUGGACACGAACACGGGGAAGCUUCGGAUUGGGACGUACACCGGAGACCUCCAGCAUGGCACAGUGUACUCUGGAGGAUCCUCAGAUGUUAUCUGUGAUUUACUUGGCGUCAAAGGUAAAGACAUUCUCUACGUGGGAGAUCACAUUUUCGGCGACAUCCUCAAAUCCAAGAAGCGUCAGGGCUGGAAGACGUUCCUGGUCGUACCAGAGCUCUCCAGGGAGCUGCAGCUGUGGGAGGAGAAGAAAAAUGUCUUUGACGAGCUGAAACGUCUUGAUGUCUUCUUGGCGGAAAUAUAUAAGUCCCUGGACAGCGGCCGCCGAGCUGCUUCAGACAUCGACAUCGGCGCCAUUCAGACGAGAAUGAAGGUGCUGACAUACAGGAUGGACAUGUCGUACGGCCAGAUGGGCAGCCUCCUGCGCAGCGGCUCCAGACAGACGCUGUUCGCCAGCCAGCUGAUGCGCUAUGCUGAUCUCUACUCCUCCACCUGCAUCAACCUGCUGCGCUACCCCACCAAUUACCUCUUCAUGGCUCCUCCUGUCCUGAUGCCCCACGAGGCAGUUACCCAAAGCACUGUGGAGUUUCCCUCACCGGAAAAUAUUGUCACCAAAAACGCUCUCUAGAUGACAUAGAAGACAUUUCUGUGUAUUAGGUAAAAGUCAAAUCUUCGACACAUAAGGCUGCACAUAAAACAUGAGGACACAGCAAAGGAAUCGUCUUCUCCAUCUCAUGAACAGUUAAGGAAGGAUGAAGGUGACUGUUUGGACACAUGACAGCUCCUGUGCAGCCAUGUUGAACAUCCUUUACCAAAUGCCAACUCGCUCACUGCUCCACCUGCAGGAUGAGCAUCGCUAUGCCAUCUGCUUUUUACAUAUCAAGACAUUACAGUUCCAACGUGCUGAAAACUUAAAUGAAGUAGAAUCCAUCUCAGGAGAAGUAGAAGAAUAUAUGAGUGACUGUGUUUAUACACCAAGUGGUAGACGACUGAUGUCAGGUUUGUGUGGUGAACUUUGUUUUGUUUUGUAGAAUUUAUUUGACUUUUUUGUGCAACUUCAGUCGAAUAAUUUCAAUAAACUGUUUAUAUUUGUUUACA